Messenger RNA from Prunus dulcis (almond), 1901 nucleotides. RefSeq lists its product as uncharacterized. Gene Ontology annotation, biological process: spliceosomal snRNP assembly. Bases 208 to 1827 code for a protein of 539 amino acids. NCBI's taxonomy places the organism in Eukaryota, Viridiplantae, Streptophyta, Magnoliopsida, Rosales, Rosaceae. The transcript is spliced from 2 exons. Gene Ontology annotation, cellular component: nucleus; SMN complex. The record is from RefSeq and is a predicted model, not a curated record.
UAAAACCUUUCGAUCGAUCCAUGCCCUUGAACAAAAUAAAAGUGAAUAAAUAAUCUCGACAGAUACUCUACAACUAUAUGAUUCAGUCGCAACUUCACCACUACACAGAAACGAACCUUUAGUCCUCUCUCUCUCUCUCUCUCUCUCUCUCUCUCUCUCUCUCUCUCUCUCUCUCUCUGUACCUCUCCCUCCCUCCCUCUCUAGCCCAUGGCAGAGGAUAUGGAUUCUGAUACAUGCGUCGGCUUCAAACGAACAAUCAAAGAGAUCCAAGAAACCCAAACUCUCACACAACGCUCUAACUGUCCAUCUGCUGCAAUUCCAGAACAAGAUAGCCACUCGUCUGAGAUCGUUUCUCCGCUGAAACAAGACUCAGAUUUCACCGACAAGAGUCCUCCUUGUUCGGUCUCCGAUUCCUCUAAGAAGGUCAAGCUUUCAUCUCACGGCCAAGUCUCUGAAACCCAUCUUGAAGAAAUUCAAGAAAUGCCCAAUUAUGUGAGUGGAAAGGCCGAAGCAUGCGGUUUAAUUUCUGGCUUAACUGUAUCUGAUGGAGUUGCUCAAGAUUUUAUGGAAAUUUGUGAAAUGGGUCUUGUUUCUGAUAGCGAAUUUGUGAAAACUGAGACUGAACAGACCCCGGAUGAUGAGAAAGAAAGGGUUGUUUCGGAUUUGGUUGACAAGAAAGGUGAAGGUUCUGUGAUAAGUGAAGUGGGUUUUGCUGAUAUCGAAAAGUUAAUGCAAGAGACGAAGUCUGUUACUGAAUUGGACUGCAAGGAAGGUGUGGAUGCUUCUCUGUCUACUUCUGUUGAAAACAAAGUGGUUUUUGUUGGAAAAGAAGCGGAAUCUCAGAGUUCCUUGGAACUGAAAAAGAAGCAAUUACUGGAGGAAGUUGAAGCCAUUCUUGUGCCUGCAGAAAAGACCCUUGUGCAAAGUGGUACUGAUGGGUCUCUCAGUUCUUUCAAGAUUGAAGUAAUUGAUGAUACUGCAAUGAUAUCAUUGCUUGGCAAUGGCUGUGGAAAGGAGUUGGGUUUUCUGGGUCCUGCCAAAUGUGUUGCACAGGGGAAUGGAAACAAGAAUGCAAAAAAAGAAAUGAAUGGGAAAAAAAAGGCAAGAACCUCAGGAAGAAAGGAAAAAGUGGCUAAUCAUCUGGUUGAAGCUCAUAGCGUGAGUUUAAAGAAAGGGAAAGGAACCAAGAUCUUUUACUCGAGGAUGGAGUUGGAGGCCAUGAGGUAUGUGAACGUGGUUGAACAAAAGAAACUGUGGAAAGAUAUAUACCGUGGACUUGGGCCAGUCGUGGCCAAGGAGUAUGAAAAUCUGGCAAGUGUUAAGCAUCAGAAGAACAUCCACAAUAACUUUGAACCUCACAAACGCUUUGAGAAGAUGGAAGUGCCACCUGGUAUUCUUGGGGAAGCAUUUUCAGAAAAUGUGGAUAUUGAAUUAGAGAACUUGGUGAAUAAUCAAACCCAAGAUGCAAGUCCCCUGGACCCUUUUUGCAGUUACAGUGCCACUGAUGAACGUGGCUACCCAUUUCCAGAAAAAGAGUGUAGUGAAGACGAUGACAGUGAUGAAGAUUAUGCCAGCAUUCAGAGACCUGCCUUUGUGGUUGAAGGAGAACCCAACUUUGAUUCUGGUUCACCAGAAGAUGGACUUGAAUAUCUUAGGCGUGUCAGGUAUAAUUAUUUGGUCUUGUCUAUACCAUCCCCUUCCCCUCAGUAUCUGAUUGAUAAUGCUAACUGCCUGCAGUAUGUAGGCUAUAACAUGGUGGCCUUCUUCAUGGUAUAUAGGCCAUGGGUUAAAUGUUGGUUCUCGAGGGUGAUUGGUUGCGUGGGAUGACUAGUUGUUAUAACCAUGACUAUUGUCGGAACAUAUUUCUUAAUUACUGAAGUAGAUCCUACAUUAUUGUGACA